AUGCCGAAGACGCCGUCGCCUGACCGCUCAGACUUUACCUCCACGCUCGGCCAAGUAGCGACUGCUUCUGAAGCUCCGACUACUACUGCCUCGAACCAUCAAUCCAUACCAGUCUCAGAGGCCCAAGCCGGGAAUGCUGAACAUGGGACAGACCCUACGAGGUCUGACAGUGAGGACAGCGAUGCUGUGCCUGGUCAGUUCGAUUGGCUCAAGGAGGCUACUGACGCGCUUGUUGCCAACAUCGAUGUCGCUGCUACAAACUAUGUCGUGUAUACGCUCUGCCAUACGCAACCUUGCCCUCUUACGAACAUCAUGAUGAAGCCUAAAGACGAGAAGAAGCCGCCUGUUUUCAUUGGUGAUAUCAAGGUGCCAGUGCAAACCACAGAAAUGAUUGGACCCGUUGCAACUACCUUCCAGGUCAUCGAAGCCGCCAUCCAAGAUAGCGCGGAUCCUGGCGGACUUUACAUCGAUAUAACCUACGCAGUGCCCGUAAAAUUCAACAUGAACCACAUUCCCAACAGCCCCGUUACAACACCCAACAUCGGAGCGUCGGGAGCCGACUAUUUCAGUAUGAAUGUCUUCCCCAAAGCGGUCGUUGCAAUGGAUCACCACCACGCCCUCAAUACCUCCGUCCCCUCCUCUCCACACCCCGUUGUGGCGCCUUCCAGCAUCAGUGUCUCCCUGCUUGAACGCUUCAUCCCACCUUCGUCUACCGAGGAAUAUCUCCACCUUUUCGCUAUGGAUGCCCCAUCAGUCCUCGUCGACCGACUCGUUGAGCUUUCGCCAAGAGGAGGCAUGCUCGUCUUCGUCUACCCAACACUCCAAGGAGCCACCACGUUCUCUUCCAGAUACCUUGGUGCGCUUCUCGAUCCCUUAUUACGCAACAUGGUCGGCCUCUACAAUCUCUCUGCCGACUUUGCGUGUGGCAUUGGCAAAGCUGCGGCUGUGCACCAAAUGCUUCCCUACGAAAAAAUGCUACGUAAACUCUCCGCACUCCUCCGCCAGCUCGAGCGCGGCAUUACCGCUCCAAAUCGCCCCAAGCCCAGAUACAAGAUAAUGCACUCGAAUACGCAGGUAGUGCCGCUGGAGCGGAAAGAGUGGACGCAGUGGUGGAUUCAUCAGGAGAGCGAGAGGAUUGCAAAGGUGGUCAAUAACUACUUCAACAAGGGGCUCAUGUUGCCACACAAAAUGAAUUUCUCCGGUGAUAUCGAGGACGUGACGGCCUCGGACUUGGUUCGCGAAGUGUGUGACGGAGUGAAAGAGAGGCCAUAUGCAGAGUGCGACGCGGUUAGAGAGGGAAUCGAGGUCGGAGUGUUCGUUGUGAAGAGGACUGCUUGA
Letharia columbiana is the source of this 1338-nucleotide messenger RNA. RefSeq lists its product as uncharacterized. The transcript is spliced from 2 exons. NCBI's taxonomy places the organism in Eukaryota, Fungi, Ascomycota, Lecanoromycetes, Lecanorales, Parmeliaceae. The record is from RefSeq and is a predicted model, not a curated record. Bases 1 to 1338 code for a protein of 445 amino acids.